CCUAUAAAAAUCCAGCAGAGCGUACAUACUUACAUACGGUGCUGUGCUUUACAUAGGCGAAGGCGCAAUCCGGGUUCGGUUUGACUCGCAAAGCUCGUCCAAGUUCGCGAAUUGUCACGACAGCUGUCAACCGCCCCCCGAAUAUCGUCGGAGAAUCAGCUGAUCGAGUCAUGAAGUACAUCCUGGUGACCGGCGGGGUGAUCAGCGGCGUGGGCAAGGGUGUCAUCGCCAGCUCGUUUGGCACCAUCCUCAAGCACUGUAACAUUCGUGUAACGUCCAUCAAGAUCGAUCCCUACAUCAACAUUGAUGCCGGGACCUUCUCGCCGUAUGAACAUGGAGAAGUUUAUGUGCUGGAUGAUGGCGGUGAAGUUGAUCUUGAUUUGGGCAAUUAUGAGCGUUUUCUGGACAUCACUCUUCAUAAGGAUAAUAAUAUAACAACGGGAAAGAUUUAUCAACAUGUUAUUACCAAAGAGAGACGUGGCGAUUAUUUAGGAAAAACAGUACAAGUGGUACCUCACAUUACUGAUGCUAUUCAGGAGUGGGUGGAGAGAGUUGCAAAUCAAUCUGUAACAGAAGAUGGAGCUCAACCAGAGGUUUGCAUAGUGGAAUUGGGUGGCACAAUAGGUGACAUAGAGGGGAUGCCCUUUGUAGAAGCAUUUAGACAAUUUCAAUUUCGAGUAAAGAAAGAAAACUUCUGUGUUGCUCAUGUGUCUUUAGUACCACAGCCAAGAUCAACAGGCGAACCCAAGACGAAGCCAACGCAAUCCAGUGUAAGAGAGUUACGUGGCUUAGGUUUAUCACCCGACUUAAUAGUUUGUAGAUCAGAAAUGCCUAUUGGUGAUUCCGCCAAGGAAAAAAUUUCAAAUUUCUGUCAUGUGGCUCCGGAACAAGUCAUCACUAUUCAUGACUUAACAUCCAUAUAUCGAGUACCACUUCUUAUGGAGCAUCAGGGCGUUAUAGAGUUUCUUAAUGAUCGAUUGCAAUUAAAUAUCGGAGUGCCACGUCCUCGUUCCUUUAUGCGAAAAUGGCGGGAUUUGGCUGAUCGCGUAGAUCAUCUGCGGAAAGAUGUCAACAUUGCUCUAGUAGGCAAAUAUACGAAACUCGAAGAUUCGUAUGCUUCUGUUACAAAAGCGUUGCAACAUGCUUCCAUUGAGGCCGGUUAUAAAUUGAAUUUGACGUUUAUUGAAGCUGCUAAUCUGGAGCAAGUUACAUUAAUAGAAAAUCCAGUCUUAUAUCAUGAAGCUUGGCAACAACUUUGCAAAAGCAAUGGUGUUAUUGUACCAGGUGGCUUUGGUAAAAGAGGAUUGGAAGGAAAGAUGGAGGCCUGUCGAUGGUGCAGAACAAAUGAUAAGCCAUUCCUUGGCAUUUGUCUGGGUCUACAAGCGGCGAUCGUUGAAUUCGCGCGAAACGUAUUGAAUCUUCCAACAGCAAAUUCUACAGAAAUUGAUCCGCAUACUAGUAGUCCUGUAGUAAUAGACAUGCCAGAGCACAAUCAAGGAAUGAUGGGAGGAACUAUGAGGCUCGGCAAAAGAGAGACUCGUUUCUGUAGUAAUAAUUCUAUCAUAAAGAAAUUGUAUGACAAUAAAGAUGUCAUAGAAGAAAGACAUAGGCACAGGUAUGAAAUAAAUCCGGAUUACAUUCAAGAUUUAGAAGCAGCUGGUUUAAAAUUUGUAGGUCGUGACGAUCAUGAAAAUAUACGAAUGGAGAGCCGAUUGGAAGGACAUAGUUACUAUGUAGCUACACAAUUUCAUCCCGAGUAUCUAUCGAGACCAUUAAAACCCUCACCACCGUUUCUCGGUUUAAUUUUAGCUAGUGUAGGCAAACUAAAAUAUUAUGUAGCACGAGGAUGUAAAUUUUCACCUCGUCAACUGAGCGAUAAUGAAUCAGAUGAUGACUAUAUGUUGGAGGGAAUGUCAAAAUUACACUUAUCUAGUAACGCAAGUAGAAGCGCUAGUAAUAUGUCAGAGCUUAAUGCCUUGUUUUGAGUAUAGUUUUAUUACUGUAAAUUAAUUUUGGUUCAUUCCAUUUCUUAAUCUGACAUAUCUUUCUCUGGUUUUACAUAAUUCAUAAUUAAAAACCUGAAACAUGAUAUAAACACAUGAUAUAUUGGCAAUAUAAAUUUAAAUCUUGAUAUAGUUUUCCAACUAUCUUUAAAAACUAUGAUUGAUAUAGUUUUCCAACUAUAUAAAAAAAUUAUAAAUUGGUAUCUAAAUAUAGUUUACAAGAGACAACAAAUACAUAAUAACUUUAUCAGGCUGUAUCUUGUGAGGUAUUAUAAAACCUUGUAUUUUUAUUAAUAUAGAUAUCUAAACAGAUUCGUAGAAAAUAAUUUUAUUUUUAUGAUUUUAAGACAUCACGCUCUCUUGUGUCAGAGAUUUAUAAAUAAUGAUUUUAUAUAAUUAAGAAUGAAAGAUAAAAUAUACGUAAAUAGUUUUUACGAUACAGCUUGAAUUUUAUUUUAAUUGUAAAACUACAGCAU
Molecule: messenger RNA, 2479 nt
Organism: Nylanderia fulva
Lineage: Eukaryota; Metazoa; Arthropoda; Insecta; Hymenoptera; Formicidae
Gene: Ctps
Product: CTP synthase
Biological process (GO): pyrimidine nucleobase biosynthetic process; CTP biosynthetic process
Cellular component (GO): cytoplasm; cytoophidium
Molecular function (GO): CTP synthase activity; identical protein binding
Source: RefSeq, a predicted model, not a curated record